This is a messenger RNA of Ostrea edulis (European flat oyster), 512 nucleotides long. RefSeq lists its product as uncharacterized. The transcript is spliced from 3 exons. Lineage: Eukaryota; Metazoa; Mollusca; Bivalvia; Ostreida; Ostreidae. The record is from RefSeq and is a predicted model, not a curated record. Bases 39 to 512 code for a protein of 157 amino acids. Gene Ontology annotation, molecular function: kinase activity.
CCUAACCUGAUUUAGUCACACGAAAUAGGUGCUUAAGGAUGUCGUAUAAUUUGGUUGUGGAUGGUGUAGAAACCGAAGUGACCAUCAACAAAGAAAAUUUGAGGUUUGAGUCAAAAGGCAAUGUAGAUAUUAGUUACCGAUUCGAUGAUGUCAUAGGAUGUGAAGAGGAAAUCAUGGGGUGGUUUUGGAGAACGGAAGUGACGCGGGUGUGGCUAAUCGAACAUGGAUCUUCCAACGCAUUACUAAAGCAAUCGAAAGUUGUGUCUGGGGACGAAAGAAAAGGUUUCCAACACGAUUUAUCAGAGAAGAUAGCAAAGGAAACAAAGCGUCCCAAAAGAGUGUUGAUCAUGAUCAACCCUAAUGGAGGUGAUCGUACUGCCAGGAAGGAUUUCAGGGAUAUAGUUGAGCCGGUGUUCAGACUUUCAGGAAUGUCCAUGGAUAUAAUUUGUAAGUUUAACAUAUUUAGUGCUUUAAAAUUAUCCAAACUGCUAGAUGAUACUUAUUCAAUUUAG